Molecule: messenger RNA, 2209 nt
Organism: Octopus bimaculoides (California two-spot octopus)
Lineage: Eukaryota; Metazoa; Mollusca; Cephalopoda; Octopoda; Octopodidae
Product: mid1-interacting protein 1A
Biological process (GO): regulation of lipid biosynthetic process
Cellular component (GO): cytosol
Source: RefSeq, a predicted model, not a curated record
UUCUUCCUCCCUCACUGCACUUUGUCUUCGCCUUUUCUCUCAUUAUAAGCACCAUAUAUACCUCUGGGUCAAAUACCAUGAAAUAUUCAUUAAGAAACACUGUCGGAUUUCUUCCGUCAGUUUAAAGAAAAACAAAAAACACAUCACAGACGAGCAAUCAAACACAAUCAAGCGCAGUUACCAAGGAUAUCAUUCAAAUUCAUUACCAUCUCUGUUGCGAUUUUCAAUAUUGAUAUAUUCUAAAUCCAGCUAUCUUCUCUUCUCCAUUGAAAUAUUUAUUAUAUAUACAUAUUAUUUCUUGCUUUCAUAAUGAAUCCUUCCGUCCGUCACAUGAGUAUUUCCGAAGAACGGGUGACCCACCAGUCGAUCGUGUCCGCCCUCAGCAACUUCGUUACAGCCGUCAACCACAUGGACUCAACAGUCAUGAUACCGAGCCGGCUCAGAGACAUGGAGGUUUUGCAGGAAUCGAACCCCAUCAUUAACUCGAACUCUGACCCGUAUCAUUCUUACAGCGCCCCGCCGUCUCCUUCAGCUUCGAUCUCCAGCAUCCCAGCUCUGAGCGUUAACCUGAAAUUGAAACCGCACAACCAGCGCCGGUAUUCUGCGGAGCAGAGCACCCUGAUGGGCACCGGUUCCGAUGCGAAGAACUUGUACAACUUCUACAGCAUGUUGAAGGCCAUCAAACAAGAAGUGACCUGUGGGAACCUGGAAGAUGACUGUCUGGAGUCUCCGACGGAGCAAGACCGCGAUCAAGACCAAGAAGUGGACUCCACAUCGACAAUGGAUAUCUCCGACGAAGACGAUUGCGCGUCUGUGGGUUCGAAUAGCAGUGGCAGCGAAGAGUUACCAAGAAAUGUGGCCAAUUCGUUUAAGUUUCACCUCCGUGGAUUAUUUAACCUGUUGCAGGAUUUUACAGAAACGGCGAAAUAUCUCUCCCAUAGGUAUGAGAAUGAAGUCGGUUCCAGUCAGGCUAACAAAAUACUAUCUCAGUUUUAAUGAGCCUGCAUGCUCUUUUGUAAACUGUAACAAUUAUGGAUAAUGUUUAAAAAAAUAAUAAUAGUAAUAAUAACAGUAGUGGUGUUGAUGGAGAUGAUGAUUCUACGAAUGGGUGUUGUAUUAACUUCAUUCUAUAAUUUAUUUCAACCCCCCAAAACUAUCGGCUUUAUAUGUGUGUAUAUAUAUAUAUAUAUAUAUAUAUACACACACAUGAAGUAUAUAUACAUGAAUAUAUGUACACAUGAAGUAUAUAUACAUGAAUAUAUGUACACAUGAAUUAUAUAUACAUGGAUAUAUGUACACAUGAAUUAUAUAUACAUGGAUAUAUAUGUACACAUGAAUUAUAUAUACAUGGAUAUAUAUGUACACAUGAAUUAUAUAUACAUGGAGAUAUAUAUAUAUAUAUACACAUGAAGUAUAUAUAUAUAUAUAUAUAUAUGUAUGGAUAUAUAUAUAUAUAUGUAUGUAUAUACUACACAAAAACACUCAUCCCAAAUCAAUACCACCUCCACACAGCUAGUAACAGCAACUACGACCAAAUCAUACUGAAAAACCUGCACUCACUUUUUUUUUCAUCACAAGAAAAUUUAACAAACAACACAACCAACUUGAUGUAUUUGACUUUCGAGUUUGUUCUUUAUUACAAACUUGACAGAUUUGUGUUUUCAAUACAUAAGACCAACACACAUCCACAGGUUAUGUGCGCAUAUGUAUGCUUGCUUCUCCCUACACCUACAUGGUGACAGUAGAACGUAACCUAUAAAACUCACCUAGAUACAUAGACAUUACACACACGCACAUUAUAUAUAUAUAUAUAUAUAUAUAUAUAUAUAUAUAUAUAUAUGUGUGUGUGUGUACAUGCUUGCACAUAAAUACAAACACGGAUGAUGAAAAAAUAUAAAAAGCUAAAGACAGCCACCCACUCAUUAAGACACAUUCAAGACAAUACAUACAUAUAAUUGAAAAACCUUUAUAGUUACAAAAAACCUAAAUAGCUGCAGGUAAAUAAAACCACCUUAAUUACUCACAUAUAGAUGCUUUCACAUAAAUGUGCAUACAACCCUUCCCUUCCAUACAAGUACAUGCACCCACCCAUUGUUCAUUCUCGGGUAAUAUGUUCUAGUUAUUUAAAUGACGAAACAACUAAUUUGCCUUUUAAUUAUUGCAAUAUUUCCUUGCGUUUUGUUUUGUUCUCUUUUUUUUUUUUUUUUUU